Molecule: messenger RNA, 1817 nt
Organism: Dendronephthya gigantea
Lineage: Eukaryota; Metazoa; Cnidaria; Anthozoa; Malacalcyonacea; Nephtheidae
Product: cyclic AMP-responsive element-binding protein 3-like protein 2
Exons: 8
Coding region: 1012-1629 (205 amino acids)
Biological process (GO): regulation of transcription by RNA polymerase II
Molecular function (GO): DNA-binding transcription factor activity, RNA polymerase II-specific; cAMP response element binding
Source: RefSeq, a predicted model, not a curated record
AUUAAUGUACAUGUACGGUGAGGAGUAUUUUAUAAUUACUGUUAUAAGCAGUGGUUAUCAUUUUUUAAAGUUCCAACAAUAAGUGAUUUCAACAGCGCCCAUUUUUCAAAGACACCCUGGGGCACGUACCAACAGUGUUGGGCUGAAUGUUAGGGCUGAAAAAGCGUCCGGUUUGUAGAUCAUAGAUAUAUGAUAUACCUUUCUCAUGAUGACGUCAUUGCGGAAAACCUGAUGUCAGACAAAGUUUGAUUGGUUCUUAAAUUUUGCAAAGCCAAUCAAAGUUCGUGUAACAUCUGGCUUUCCCAUUCAACAUCAUUGUGAGAGUCUGAGAGAGGUCUGAAAUUACCGGAGUAAAAUACAUGCAAAUCAGUAUUAAAGAUUUUACAUUGUCAUUGUGUGAGGCUGUAAUACCUGUAAACUAACGGCAUUGUCUGAAGGUCAACGAAGGUCAUUAUCUUAGAUGAAUGUCGAUGACAUCCACGAAUAACAAAAUACGGUACAUUAGAGUCGCUUAAAAUUCUAAUGAGCAUCAAGCUAAGCUACAACGCAAUCAAAAGAUCAAGGAAUAAAAACAAAUUCAAAUUUAUCCACAUUCCUGUGACGUAUUGAAAAAGGAACAAAGCUUUUCAUGUAAAAUUUGGCAUCAAACUUUAGAACCAAGUGCACACGUGUAUCAGAAUGAAUGAAUGCAUGCCAGCAAAUUCAUCGCUUGAACGGGUAUUGUGUUUAGAACCAGUUAAUUCCGCCGUUUCUUUAGCAGGUGGCUUUUGCUGUUUGUUGGCAAAACUAUAACCUUUUACUAACAGAAGGUUGUAAAUAAAGCAGGAAUAUACGUGGAAAUAUUGCUUGAGGGGAUUCUGGUUAAUGCUGUCAUUCUGACAAUUUUUUAAUAAAACCUUGCUUCGAUCUCGCUGUUAGUGUGAAUUGGAUCUUAUACUUCGCUUGUGUGACUCCUUCAGUUCUUUGUUCUGUCUUUUGGAUUGUCACAAUGUGUUAGGACAUAUUUAUCAGAUGGAUUUCUAUGAAAAAAAGGAGAGCGCGAGAGAUGCUAUAGAACAUGACAAAGUGGUACACAAGAAACGCGGGAUUCCUACACUAAACAUUAAAUCAUUUUUUUCUGAUCAGCCUGGUGUGGAUGGUGUGGAUGUUGUGGCCCCUUUGUCUAAGGCUGAAGAAUUUGCUUUGAAAAAGGUUCGGCGGAAGCUCAAAAACAAAAUAUCGGCGCAAGAGAGUAGAAAGAGAAAAAAACAACAUUUAGAAAGUUUAGAAAAAAGAGUUCGUUUGCUAGAUUCAGAAAAUUCAAGUUUAAGGACGAAAUUAGAAAAGCAAAAUCAAUCAUUGAGGUCAUUAACAUUUCAACUGAGUAAGACUGGACCAAGAAGUAAAGACGAAAUAGUCAGCUACCAAAAUCAGGGAACGCAAACAGGAAUUUGCCUAAAAUGUUAUCUUCAAAAGGAAUCAGUGGAUAGCACAUUGGAAGAUUUCAAAAUAGAGACAGGAAAAAAUGGACAAAUAAUUGUUCAAUCAGACUUCGUAGAAAAUCGUCCAAAAAGGCCUAGCAGUAUCCGGAACGAGUAUACUGAGUUCAGUAGCAUUUUUCAUGCUCGCAGUCUGCGAGAUAAAGCUUAGACAUGAUAGAUUUGAUAUCACACUAGUUGGGUUGUAGAAGAGGGCUCUGGGGAGCUGAGCUUCCUUUAAUGUAAAAUUUAAUGUAGAUUUGGGAAGGCUGAGCCCUCCUAAAAUUUUUGGCAGAUAAAAUAUUAACAUUAACUAAUAGAAACUUAAAACAAGCAUUAACACCAAUAUUUUUUAAAAAA